AACAAAAUCGCAUAUUCAUAUGUAGUUCGUAUUUGUUGUCUGUUGUGUUCGCCAUAAUGUUGAUGUGAAAUUGUAAUAUAAAAUAUUCAUCCCGAUGUUGGACUUAGGCCUUUAUCAAUGUAGUAAUCACACUUUCAUCAAGAAUAUAUCCCAGGGAAGCAUUUCGUGGAUACCAAAGAAAGCUUCAAACGUGUUUGAAGCUUUCGAGGCCGUAUUCAUGGAACUAUGAACCUGGACUCGUUGUCUUUUGCUUUGUCACAAAUAAGUUAUUUGGUUGCAAAUUUAACAAAGAAAAAUUACAAACAAAGUACUCAGGAGUUAUCACAUUUGGUGACAUCGUACGGUCUCGAGGCAGAUAGACACUUGCUGCGUUGUCUCUUCUCACACAUAGACUUCAGUGCUGAGGGGAGCAAAACCAGCAGCAGUAAAGAUUUCCAUCAGAUCCAGCUGCUGGCCCAGGAGUGUGUGGCUUUGUUAACGAAGCCCACCCUCAUCUCGAAUCUCUGUUACGCGCUUGAUAAUCCUUUGCAUCAUCAGAAGGCCCUGAAACCUUCAGCACAGUUGUUCUCUCUGCUGAGCAAAGUAUUGAAGCUUACACCAGUGCAAGAAGUGGUAUUUGGCCUAGCUCUUCUGCAUUCUUCAAAUCCAGAUACGCAGAAUUUUGCUUCCCAAUUUGUGAAAUUAAAGUUACCUGACUUAAUAAGAUCAUAUAUAGACACUGAGAGCAGCAGCAGCCAACAGGAGGGAGGGCUCCACGAAGCCGCUCCUGAAGUUUUGCAUUUGAUACUGACAAAUCUUCUUUACGGACCGAAGGAUCAGUUCGGAAUAGUAACUGAAACAAGAGAAACAUUCUUGAAAAGUCUUCGUCGUGAUUUUCCUCGAGAGCUAGUACCUGUUGUCUUGGCUCCAUUGUUAUAUCCAAAUAAACCAGAUCUGCCUAUGGAUAAAGUUAACCAAGACAAUUCAACCAUGACUAACACAAUGUUGGAUGGUUCAUUAGCAGACCUGAUCAUGGAGAUAGGAUAUGGGUUCUGUUCAUCGCUUGAAGAGUGUCGUAAUAGUCUUGUGAAUCUUGGUGCUUGUGAAAUGUCACCACCAGCAGUGGCUCGUGUACUGGGCAUGAUGGUUCGCACACACACGGGCCUUGAGGAGCAGGUGGCCCUGCAAAAUAUCCAGACUCCCGCCAGCUUCUGGAGCAGUGCUGGAGAUUCAGGUUCAAAAGACAAGGGAACCACAGAUGCCAAUCAUCCUACUUCAUGGAACGUAGAAAUAUUUGUACAGACGGUGAAGGAACUGGUUCCAAAUUUGCCUUGGAAAGAUAUCAUUCUGGAGCUGGACCACACAGAAUUUGUAGUGAAAGACAGGCAAGGAUUGACUCUUCUGUUUACUGGCCUCAGACUGGGACUUCAGAGUCAUGGAUUCCAUUCAGAAAUGUUUCCCGUAGAUCUCUUGUACAGGCAUUGGAAGAAUGCAGAUGGCCAGGCAUUGUCGAUGUUGCUGAAUGCUCAGUCCUUUCCGUUUGUUAUCGAUUUGGCAUGUCUUGCAUCACGACGAGAAUACCUGAAACUGGAGAAGUGGCUGACUGACAAAAUCCGCGAACACGGAGAGGCGUUCAUCUCGGCCUGCAUAAAGUUCCUGCAGCGGCGGUGUCCGCAGAUAAUGGGGAGUGCUGUGAAGGAGGAAAACCUGCCAAAAUCAGCGCAGCUACCUCAUGAAACAUUAACAACAAUGUUAGCGUGUCUUCAGGGAUGUGCAGGGAGUGUCUCGCAGGACUUGUCUGAAACAAUCUUGACGAUGGUGGGGAAUUGCAGCAUAUUGCUAACUAAACCUCGACAAGCACCUCCUGGAGUCCUGCGACACAGAGGCAUAGAACCAACAUUCAACCCAUCAACACUCGGAGGACAGUUGUUUCCUGUGACCCAGGUCCCACAAGUGGACGCUAUAGCGAAUAUUGGUUCAAGUUUGGCCAGUAUGAGUCUUGCUGGUGCUCCAGCAGGUAUGGGACCCCCUAGCAGCUCAGCUUUCAACCUACCAGGUGCAUUGGGUCCAUUGGUUUCAGCACCAGGAUCCCCCUCCAGACUUUUGGGUCCUGCUGCCCCAGGUUCUUCACAGAGUCCAUUUCCCCUCAUUUCGUUAGGGUCUCAGUUGCAGCACACAGGAGCUGUUGGAACCCAGGUUGGACCGGGACCGACUGCCACAUCUCUUGUUCCCGGUGUUGGGGUCAGUGCGAUUGGGGCACUUGGAGGACGCAUAGGCCCACAGACUGCGGUGGAAAAGACACGACUAGGUGAAGCUUCAAACAUCUUCCCAGAAAUGUCGCAGAAUGUGUCAAAGGAAAUUGAAGAUGAAGCAAAUAGCUACUUCCAGCGAAUUUACAACCACCCACCACACCCAACCUUAUCAAUUGAUGAGGUCUUAGAAAUGCUGAAAAAGUUUCAAGAUUCACCCAACAAGCGAGAACGAGAGGUCUUCAACUGCAUGUUGCGGAACCUCUUUGAAGAGUACAAGUUUUUCCCUCAGUAUCCAGACAAGGAACUACAUAUCACUGCUCAGUUGUUUGGUGGUAUUAUUGAACGAGGUCUUGUCAGUUAUAUGACGCUUGGGCUGGCACUGCGAUUUGUACUGGAUGCCCUCAGGAAACCGAAUACAAGCAAAAUGUACUACUUUGGAAUUGCAGCACUUGAUAGAUUCAAAUCUCGGUUGAAGGAGUAUCACAAAUAUUGUGAACAUGUGGCUGCAAUCCAGCAUUUUUGUGACUUCCCCCCUCACCUGAUUGAGUAUGUGGAAUAUGGCCUGCAAGCCCAAGAGCCUCCAAAUAGGCCCCAAGGUUCUGUUCUCCCAGUUACUCUGCAGUCAAUCUUGACUCCAAUCCCGGCCUCCACAACUGCAUACAAAACAAAUACCUCAACGACGGUGACCACUACAACAACAGUAGCUAAAACACCAACAACCACGCCAGCAAUAGCAACACGACCAUCGAUUGCAAAUGCCACAAACAUCGAUACAUUGUUGGUAGCAACUGAAAAGGAAGACAAAAUGACAGCUCCCCCUGAAGCCCUUCAGGACAAAAUUGGUUUUGUCUUCAAUAACCUAAGUCAGCUGAAUUUACAGACAAAGUGUGAUGAGCUGCGAGAUAUUGUGACAGAGGAAUAUUGGCCCUGGAUGGCCCAGUAUUUAGUGAUGAAGCGAGCCAGCAUAGAACUUAACUUCCACACACUGUAUUCAAAUUUUCUGGACGUCUUGAAGAUACCGGAACUCAAUCAGAUGGUGCUACGAGAGACAUUUCGAAAUAUCAAAGUCCUGUUACGAAGUGACAAGGGUAUUGCAAACUUCUCUGACCGAUCCUUGUUGAAGAAUCUGGGACAUUGGCUUGGAAUGUUGACUCUUGCAAAGAGCCGUCCCAUUCUGCAGGUUGACAUAGAUUUGAAAGCCUUGCUUGCUGAGGCAUAUCACAAAGGACAACAGGAACUCCUGUAUGUUGUACCGUUUGUUGCUAAAGUACUGGAAUCAUGUUCAAAAAGUAAGGUGUUCAAACCCCCAAACCCAUGGACUAUGUGUAUUAUGAAUGUUCUGGCAGAGUUGCAUCAAGAGGCAGACCUCAAGCUGAACUUGAAGUUUGAAAUUGAAGUUCUAUGCAAGAAUUUGAACAUCGAUGUCGUCGACCUGAAGCCUUCUGUAUAUCUGAAGGACCAGGAGAAGCUGAGGAACUUGGAGUAUCAGUUGUCACAUCCCAAUAAGAAACCAGAACCCUCUGCCCCACCAGCCAUGUCACAGUCUCCAGCCCAGCAGCCACAGCAGCAACCAGCUCCGGCCGCCACAUCAGCUGCAUCUGCGGCAUCUGCAGAAGAGGUGUCCCAAGUUGCGAUCUCAUCCUCAGCAACGCCUCCCACUUCUGUGGCACCGACAAACACUACACCUACUUCCAGCGUGCCAUCUGGGCCACCAGAUCCUCGGUUCAGUUACAUGGAUAUCAGCGUUACAGGAAUUGGCAAUCUCGCACCUCAUGUAUCAGUCAAUGGACAAGUGGUUUUGUUCCAAGCUCACCCUCAACUGAAGCAGUUCAUUCGUCCAGCAGUAGAGAGGGCAGUACAGGAAUGGAUUCACCCGGUUGUGGAUCGCUCCAUCAAGAUAGCACUCACCACGUGUGAACAGAUAGUGAAGAAAGAUUUUGCCUUAGAUCCAGAUGAGUCCCGUAUGCGAGCAUCUGCGCAUCACAUGGUUCGAAACCUGACUGCAGGAAUGGCCAUGAUCACAUGUCGUGACCAGUUGCUGGUGUCAAUUAGUACAAACCUGAAGCAAACAUUUUUAUCUGCACUUAUGGGUGCCACACCUCAGCAGAAAGAAUUGGUGGAGCAGGCUGCAACAGCUGCAGCUCAGGACAACAUGGAGUUGGCCUGUGCUUUCAUUCAGAAGACGGCCAUCGAGAAAGCGAUUCCUGAAAUAGACAAGCGACUUCUAACAGAGUUUGAAUUACGAAAACAUGCACGCAAUGAAGGUCGGCGCUACUGCGAUCCUCUAGUACUUACAUAUCAGGCUGAGCGCAUGCCAGAACAGAUUCGCCUGAAAGUGGGGGGAGUUACGUCUCAGCAGAUGGCAGUCUAUGAAGAAUUUGCACGUAACAUUCCCGGCUUUCUCCCUCUGACGGACCGAGACGCUGCCUUGUUCAUCCCCAAAAAUGUUGCGCAGGACUCGAACCCAUCAGGGACACCAUUCCAAAAUACAGCACCCUCCCAACUGACAUAUGGAACAGACGAGCUUGGUGCAGUGUUUGAGAAAAUUACAAAUGAUUUAGAACAUUAUCUCCAAAACAUAAUUGGAAAUCAGGGAGUGAUACCAUCAAAUUGCCAGGUUAGCAGCCUGCACAGUCUGUUGGAGGCACUGAUAAUUGCCAGGAAAUCGAGAGAUGCCAUGUCGGCCGUUUCUCUGCUGCAAAAGGCUGUUGAAGGAAUGUUGGAUUGUUUGACCUCAAUGCCAAAUGACCCAGAACUGAUGAUAAGAUAUCGGGACAUUCACCUCAGAGUCUUGAAAGCUCUCCAAGAUCCGAGAGCUUACGGCGUGCAGUGGACUAACAAACAGGUGACCAGGUGUUUGAUGGAGUGUCGAGAAGAGUUCAGAUACAAUGUUGAUGCCAUAGACUGUCUCAUUCGGUCACACUUGGUCAAUCUGCAGCAGUAUGAUUUGCAUUUAGCGCACUCUAUGGAUAAUGGCUUGAACUACAUGGCCGUUGCAUUUUCCAUGCAGUUGGUGCAGCUCUACCUUGUGGAUGAACGCUUGAACAGCACUGUCACAGAGAGCGAUCUCUAUCAUACUAUCGAGAUGUUGGCACGUAUUGCCACGCACUCCAGGCAGCCUCCCGAUGGGUUAACGACCCUGAUUGAAUUGCUUCGAGCCAAUCAUGAUCCUGGUGUCCUAGUCGACCGAGCUCAGGGAGGACCUACAGCACAUAUUCAUUCAGGAAUCUUGCAAGUCAGGGCUCGAGACUUUGACGAUCCUCCCGGUCUGAUGGAGAAAACUGAAUAUUUGCUGCGGGAGUGGAUAUCCAUACAUUAUUCCGCUACGGCUGGAAGAGACCCAACGAGAGCCUUCAGUAUAUUUGUGCAACAGGUAUGGCCUAUUGCUAUGAACGGCCAUGGAAUCCUGAAAACUGAUGACCUUAUCACACGGUUUUUCCGUCUCAGCACUCAGAUGUGUGUUGAUUUAUGUUACCGGUUCCUUGCUGAGACGCCCAACACUCCAACUUUAGUUCGCACAAAAUGUUUCCACACACUCGAUGCUUUUGUGCGUCUCAUUGCAUUACUGGUGAAACACUCGGGCGAUGCUUCAAACACAAAUACGAAAAUCAACCUGCUAAACAAAGUGUUGGGUAUUGUUGCCGGAGUGCUGCUGCAAGACCACGACAAUCGCCUAGCAGAGUUCCAGCAGCUGCCUUAUCAUCGAAUCUUCAUCAUGCUGUUUCUGGAGCUGAACGCACCUGAAGCAGUCCUUGAGGCCAUCAACUACCAGGUUCUCACAGCGUUCUGCCACACACUGCAUAUUUUGAGGCCUGCCAAAGCUCCGGGCUUUGCGUAUGCAUGGCUCGAACUUGUCUCCCACAGAGUGUUCAUUGGGCGGAUGUUGUCCGUCACUCCACAGCAGAAGGGUUGGGGAAUGUACGCUCAGCUUCUCAUCGACUUGUUCAAGUUCCUGGCUCCGUUUCUUCGCAAUGCAGAACUUGCAAAGCCUGUCACACUGUUGUACAAAGGAACCCUGAGAGUCUUGCUGGUGCUCCUGCACGACUUCCCAGAAUUUCUCUGUGACUAUCACUACGGCUUCUGUGAUGUAAUUCCACCUAACUGCAUUCAGAUGCGGAACGUGAUCCUGUCGGCAUUUCCCAGGAACAUGCGGCUUCCUGACCCCUUCACACCGAACUUGAAAGUUGACAUGCUGCCCGAGAUAGCUCACGCCCCCCGGCUUCUGACCAACUUUGCAUCGAUGAUACAGCCUGUGAGCUUUAAGAAGGAUCUGGACUCAUACCUCAAGGCACGAGCUCCAGUGACAUUCUUGUCGGAGUUACGCAGCAACUUGCAGGUGUCGAAUGAGCCAGGAAUGUGUUACAAUAUUCCUCUGAUGAAUGCCCUCGUGCUGUACGUCGGCACGCAAGCCAUCACCUUCAUCCGCAACAAAGGGCUAACUCCAAACAUGUCAACCAUUGCACAUUCAUCUCACAUGGAUAUAUUUCAGAAUUUGGCUGUGGAUCUUGAUACGGAAGGGAGGUAUCUCUUCCUUAAUGCUAUUGCCAAUCAGCUGCGUUACCCAAACAGCCACACGCACUACUUCAGCUGUACCCUCCUGUAUUUGUUUGCUGAAGCGAACACAGAAGCAAUCCAGGAGCAAAUCACAAGGGUGCUGUUGGAGCGACUGAUUGUAAACAGGCCUCAUCCCUGGGGUCUUCUCAUUACAUUCAUUGAGCUUAUCAAGAAUCCAACUUACAAGUUCUGGAAUCAUGAGUUUGUGCAUUGUGCGCCAGAAAUUGAGAAGUUGUUUGAGUCAGUGGCUCGAUCUUGCAUGGUGCAGAAGCAGGUGCAACCCCCGCAGGAGAAUGAGUUGGCAGAAUAAUGGCCGAUGGUGGAUGUAGCAGCAGGCAGUCGUUUAUACAAAUUGUUUAUUUUCAGUACGGUGGUGUAAAUAGCAAAAUUGAUAGUGAAUCUAGUCUUCGAAGAAAAGAUCACUUGACUAUUUUUUGUAUUCAUAGUUUCAGUUUGAUGUCUUCAUUUUUAAAGAUUUUGUGAUGAAAAAUUAUAAUUACAUACAUGUGGCCAGUUUCUUUGUUCUCAUAUGUGAGUCAGGUACUAAGAACAUUUUCUAUCAGAAGAUUUGAGAGAAAUUCCACAUGUUUAAGAUAGGACUCUAGUGUACAAAUGUAUCUCUUUUUCUAUGCUUUUUUCAACUGUAUUAUAGGAUCAUGGUGUCAUGUUUGGGGUUUUCUCCAAACUCAGGAUACAGAUGUUAUGGUCAGUCAGUAUACGUUAGGCAGAAGUGACUUCACUAAACUAUAUUACAGCUGAAACAGCUUCCAGUGUCUUUUAUUUGUAGAAAUAUAACCAUAAUUGCUUUAUAUUGUGCUGACUCGAUCUGUGUGCUUGCUGCGCUGUGUCUAAAAUGAAGACAUGGCACAGGAAAGAAAAUAUUUUCAGUUUUAUGUUGUAAUCAGAGUUUGUAGUUGUAAAGAAAUUUGUUAAUAAUGAAACUCCCAAAAUGUUGGUUUCCAAACUUUCUAAUGUACGCAUGCACACAGCCUGUAUGUAUUUCAGUUUAGCAGAAGGAAUAAUAUAUUUCUGUAUAAUUAUGUAAAAUAACUUUAAUAAUGCUAAAAUAUGUUAAUUCAUGAACCACAUGAAAUCUUGUUUAAAUUGCAUCAAGACCCCAAUUUCUCACCCUUGUCCGACUUCUGGAUAUUCCUUUGUGAGAUUGAUAAAUGCAUUCAUCUGUCAAAGAAGAACACGGACUGCCAUCUGUUUAUGACAAGAUGAAAUGCUAAUGCAGUCUGACCUUCAACUUCAAGACAAGGCUGUGAUGACUGGACACAGUGGCCAGUCAUGGCUGGGAGAUUAAACUGGUUCUUUUUCUCCCAUAGCUGAAUGUUGCAAAAUGAAUGUCCUCUUGAUCUGUGUAUACAAGGCUAAAGUCAGAAUGUCUUAUGGUAAGACAGGUUAUAUAAUUAAUUUUUGCUGGUCUUCCCAUGUGUGAUUUCUUCUUCAACUGGUUGGAUUUGUUUAGGCUUUUAUCCACAUUUAUCCAAGUGUUCUUUGCUUUUCAGUCUUUUUUCUUUCCAGUGGCCUGUGUUUGUUUUUGCACUCUGUUUAUGUAAUAUAUUAACUUUAGUGAUCUCA
This is a messenger RNA of Cryptotermes secundus, 8369 nucleotides long. It is a transcript of the gene Not1, whose product is annotated as CCR4-NOT transcription complex subunit 1. Gene Ontology annotation, molecular function: molecular adaptor activity. NCBI's taxonomy places the organism in Eukaryota, Metazoa, Arthropoda, Insecta, Blattodea, Kalotermitidae. The record is from RefSeq and is a predicted model, not a curated record. Gene Ontology annotation, biological process: nuclear-transcribed mRNA catabolic process, deadenylation-dependent decay. Gene Ontology annotation, cellular component: P-body; CCR4-NOT core complex.